This is a messenger RNA of Giardia duodenalis, 1398 nucleotides long. RefSeq names its product MT associated TRAF3 interacting protein. Gene Ontology annotation, molecular function: microtubule binding. Gene Ontology annotation, biological process: intraciliary transport; cilium assembly; regulation of microtubule cytoskeleton organization. The coding region runs from base 1 to 1398 and encodes 465 amino acids. The transcript has a single exon. NCBI's taxonomy places the organism in Eukaryota, Fornicata, Diplomonadida, Hexamitidae. The record is from RefSeq and is a predicted model, not a curated record. Gene Ontology annotation, cellular component: ciliary basal body; intraciliary transport particle B; centrosome.
AUGAUCACCAUUGAGACAGAACUGAUCAACAGUACCAUUGACGCCCUCAAGGAACUCAUUUCUCGGCCCCCUCUCACUGAGAAAUUGCUGUCUCGGCCUCCUUUCAAAUACAUUCUUGACAUCUGCAAAGCGGUAUCUGCAGCCACUGGCUUCCCAUCUCCAGAAUCUUGCAACUACGAUGACAUAACAGAUAGGGAGGAGCGCACUGCCUUUUUAACUUCUAUAAUUGGCCAGAUCACUGAUCAACUAGGCGUCCCCGUUGACGUUCAAAUUAAGUCUAUCUUGGCCGGCAAAGACGUUCCGAAGACACUCCGGAUGUUGGUUAUGUUGGCACAGGCAGCAAAGUUGUUCAAAGUAAGAUCUAAUUCCUCCCAACCUCCACCACAGCAAGCUCCCAGAGAGACGGUUGCCUCUCCCCCGCAAGAAGAUUUGGAAGCUCUUGCACGCGAGAAGGCUGAGAAGGAGCGCCAAAGAAGAGAACAAGAGCAGCAGGAACGUGAACGAAAAGAGCGAGAGCGUCAGGAAAAGGAACGUGAAGAAAGAGAAAAACAUGAGUUAGAAUCACGUGAACGGGCGGAAGCAGAGCAGUGGAAGCAGAAGCAGCAGCAGCAGCAACAACAACAGCAAUCUGCUAUCUCUCCUCAGAAGAGCCCUCCUAAGGUGCGCUUUGCUGACGAUGACAAGACUAGAGUAGAAGAACACCAGCCCGUCAUUGAGCGUCCGCAUUUUAAUAGGCCUCCUCCCUCUCAGCACUCUCGUCGCAUGGCAGUAACAGCAACUUCGGAGCCGAGCGCACCCCAGCCCUCUGCCAUGCGUCUGGUCAAAGUCGUCAGAGAAGAAAGUUCCGACGAAAGCAAUCAAGACCUCAAUCAAAACGCGGGCCAGGACGGCGGGUUUACAAUGGGGCUUGACGCUGAAUGGUGCGAUGAAAUGCUACCUGGUGAGUUUCCUUUGGAUACUGGGGCGCCGGCACCCUCCAGCACUCAUGGAGAGCUAGUGGCAAACAUACUUGAUACUGCAGAAGCAUAUAAUGUGGCCCUGCACGGAGAUGGUUCGAAAAAGCCCACGGGCUUGUCUACACAAAGAGACAAGAAACCCAUUGACUCUUAUAGCCAACCCGUUCAGAAGCUCAUCUCUCAUAUUUCAGCGAUCAUUAGAAAGUCUGUUCCUUACGCUAAGCACACUGCAUUCCUUGACGAACAUAUAUUGACUAUGCGGACAGAACUUCAUACUGCCUCGGAAGCAGUUACAAAGUUGCUAUCCACCAGUUUGAAACAAGAAAGCUCUCUCAAGCAAGCCAAUAAUGCUUGCGAGUCGAAGCUACACAGCCUUAAGGAGCAAAUAUAUAGUCUUCGGCAAGCGCAGCUGGAGCUCCUCCAUAGCACACUUGCGCUCUAG